CUGUUUCCCCUGUACAGUGUACACUCACUUCAUCCAAAUUCUUAGAGGAAAUCUCUUUUCUAUCUCUUUGAUCAGAUGGUACUUGAAGCAUUGGAUUCUCCAAGCUCAGCUCCUCCUCUGCUCCACCACGACGACGUAGACCUUCGAUGUCUUGAGCCAUGGGAGAAGAAAAAGCGGUCCAAACGUCCUCGUAUAGAAAACCCACCUACUGAAGAAGAGUACCUAGCUCUCUGCCUCCUCAUGCUGGCUCGAAGCACCGACCACAACUCUCCGCCGCCACCGCCGAUGCUUGAGCUCAGUUACAAUUGUUCUAUCUGUCACAAAACAUUUUCAUCUUAUCAAGCUCUGGGUGGACACAAGGCCAGUCACCGGAAACUCAUCGGAGCUGACGAACAACCCACCAACUUCUCAACAACGCCUUCAUCAGAUGGGACUUCAGUUAAUUCAAGUGGCAAAACCCAUUCGUGUUCUAUCUGUUACAGAACAUUUUCCUCCGGUCAAGCCCUGGGCGGACACAAACGGUGUCACUAGGACGGUGGCGACGGCGUUUGCUCAGCCGGAGGCACGAAUUCGAGUCCAAGUCAGUGUGAUUUUUUGACUUGAAUUUGCCAGCCUCACCGGAACCAAAAGCUGGCCUAGUAGACUAGAAUUGGAAAUUUUUAAAAUUUUUAUUUUAUUAGAAUUUUCUCUUUAUGCCUUCGAAAUUUUUAUUGUA
Rubroshorea leprosula is the source of this 715-nucleotide messenger RNA. The record is from the annotation of a GenBank genome assembly. Lineage: Eukaryota; Viridiplantae; Streptophyta; Magnoliopsida; Malvales; Dipterocarpaceae.